AUGCUUGGAAAUGUGAGUCGAGGAUUGAUCACGCAGUCAACCUACGUACAAGCGUUAGGACGAAGUCAGCUGAACUUCCAUGGAAUGGAACUAUUUGCGCUGCUGAACAAUGCCACUUUUGUCGUUAACAUUAGCGAAGUUCUGCAAAAGGUUGGUAUUAGAAGGCAGCACAUUUGUCCCAUCGCGAUUGUUCGAUCUCUUCAUUGUUUUGGAAACUCUGUUCAACAAUGGGCACCGAUCGAAACGUCUGUUGACACCACUUCUGAAGAGUACCAGCACAAUUAUUCUCAGAUGCAGGACGUUGUAAAUGAUUUGCACCAGAAGGUAGCAAAGAUUGUGGAAGGAGGUGGAGAGAAGGCACGUGCACUUCAUAAAAGCAGAGGAAAGAUGCUGGCACGGGAACGGAUAGACAUAUUGGUCGAUCCAGCAACGUCGUUUCUGGAGUUCAGUCAACUUGCCGGAUUUCAGUCCUACGGGAAUGAAGAAAUACCUGCAGGGGGUAUCAUCACUGGAAUUGGAUCCGUGGCUGGGCGCGUUUGUGUUAUAGUGGCCAACGAUGCAACAGUCAAAGGAGGAACAUAUUAUCCAAUAACAGUGAAGAAGCAUCUUCGAGCUCAAGAGAUCGCCAGAGAAAACGGGCUUCCGUGUAUCUACCUCGUCGAUUCUGGAGGUGCCAAUCUGCCUCGUCAAGCGGACAUUUUUGCCGAUAGGGAGCAUUUUGGGCGAAUUUUCUAUAAUCAGGCCACUCUCAGCGGACAGGGCAUUCCACAGUUGGCCGUUGUAAUGGGAAGUUGUACUGCAGGAGGAGCAUACGUACCUGCUAUGUCAGAUCAAUCAAUCAUUGUGAAGGGAAGUGGUACUGUUUUCCUUGGAGGUCCUCCACUUGUCAAGGCCGCUACGGACUAUUAUGCACAGAACGAUGCGCACGCAUUGUAUUUGGCUCGGAAUGUCGUCGCUGGAAUGGCUACUUCUGAACGAGCUGUAAAAUUUUCUGAUUUUGAAGAACCAUUGUACGCAGCGGAAGAGUUGUUUGGUAUAGUUGGGGUGAAUCUUAAGAAAACAUUCGAAGUACGGGAAGUGAUCGCUCGAAUAGUUGAUGGAUCACGGUUUGACGAAUUUAAAGAAAGAUAUGGUGAAACUCUUGUCACAGGCGGUUCCUAUGGUGCUGGAAAUUAUGGAAUGUGUGGACGAGCAUACAGCCCUCGAUUCUUAUUUAUGUGGCCAAAUGCACGUAUUUCGGUCAUGGGAGGAGAGCAAGCAGCAACCGUUUUGUCAACUGUCCAACAAGACAAGAGAAAACGUGAGGGAUUAAGCUGGACAAAAGAGGAGGACGACGCACUCAGGAAACCAAUUGAGGAAAAGUUCGAGAAGGAAGGCCAUCCAUACUUUGCGUCAGCUAGGCUCUGGGAUGACGGUGUCAUUGAUCCACGUGAUACACGCAGAGUGCUUGGUUUAUCUUUACAGGCUACCUUACAAAGACCAAUUCCAGAAACAAAGAACUACGAUGCAGAGGUUUAUGCAUUUGGCCACCGCAUUGGCGCUUCGGAAGUGCCACCGGAAACACUUGUGAAUGCCUUGACGACUGAAUCGUAUUUUAAACGAGCAGAUAUUGCAGAGGGCGCUUGUGAUGCCACUCUCACACCAACAGAGGAGGCGUAUGACGGCAAUACGAAGCUGGUUAAGAAAGGCAGAGAUGAAUUAUUGCGGAUAGUACUGUCAUAUCUUCGUUGUCAUCUUCCUCUUGCUCCGGAGGAAUUUAUUCAGGCCGUUGCUGAGGAAUUGUGUUCAGAGAAACAAUUGUCGAACAUAGCAAAGCAUCUUGGUAUCGAUGUUAUUAUGCGUACCGGUGAGCACCCUCCAUCACCGUCGUCAAUUGCCAACACAUUUUGUGCCCUACUAGCAGCAUUGGGAGAAAAACACACAAAAGCGCUUGCUAUUGACAUAGUUAUACCUCAGAUCAUCGAUAUAGACUUCGCAGAUGUCUACCCACUGCGUCAGCCCCUCGCCGUUCUUACCGAUUUACUUGUUGGGCAAGGAGCUAAGGAGAUUGAACCAAGAAUUCUUCGAUCGGCAGGAACAGUAAGUGCGCAGCCAGUAUACGUUGUUGGUAUUUACAAAGACAAAUCGGAGCUUGUUGGGCAGAGUGCCGGCGAGACGCUCGAAGUUGCUGUUGAUAUGGCAGCUCGUGAAGGAUUACUUCGUCUUUGGGAAGUUACAGUUGAUAGAGUAUUUUCCUUUGGACAAAAUGCUGCCGACAUUCCAUUUGAUACAUUUUCAAUGGAGAACUACUACUUAAAGGAUCGUUGUAAGCCCAGUACGGAUACUUCUAUUUUGUCAGUAGUUGAGAAUGAGCCUUUGAACAUUGUCGAGGUGGCUAUGCGCUACCGGAAUAGAGUUGAAGCAGUUGUUGGAUACAGUUACACGAAACGAUUACGGCACAAAUUCUCGCGUGGAUCACUCGCUAAAAGGUCGUUUAGAUAUCUCGUCAAGCCGAAAGUGUAUACGGUGUCUUGA
Angiostrongylus costaricensis is the source of this 2514-nucleotide messenger RNA. NCBI's taxonomy places the organism in Eukaryota, Metazoa, Nematoda, Chromadorea, Rhabditida, Metastrongylidae. The record is from the annotation of a GenBank genome assembly.